AUGGCGAGCUCUGCCCCCGCCGCCGCCCUCUUGAAGCGUCAGCUCAAGGAGAUGCAGACCGGCAAGGACAUCCCUGGCAUCUCGUGCGGCCUAGUCAACGACAACAACAUCUUUGAGUGGGAAGUCAUGCUCAUGAUCAACGAUGAUUGCAAAUACUAUGGCGGAGGCAACUUUCGUGCCCGUCUCGUGUUCCCUGAAAACUACCCGCACAUGCCGCCCUCGCUCACCUUCCAAGACCCGAUCCCCUUCCACCCCAACAUCUACGACAACGGCAAGCUCUGCAUCUCCAUCCUGCAUCCACCCGAGGAGGACGAGUACGGCUACGAGGAUGCCUCAGAACGCUGGACCCCUGUUCAGACCCCCGAGACUAUCCUGCUCAGUACCAUCAGCCUGUUCCACAGCCCCAACGAUGAGAGCCCGGCUAACGUCGAGGCCGCUCGGAUGCUCCGCGAGGAGCGGGAAGGCAAGCACAAGGACUUUCGGAAACGGUGCAGGAGAUGUGUGCGGGAGAGUCUGGGAGAGGACUAG
This is a messenger RNA of Fusarium keratoplasticum, 528 nucleotides long. RefSeq lists its product as uncharacterized. The transcript has 2 exons. NCBI's taxonomy places the organism in Eukaryota, Fungi, Ascomycota, Sordariomycetes, Hypocreales, Nectriaceae. The coding region runs from base 1 to 528 and encodes 175 amino acids. Gene Ontology annotation, cellular component: cytosol; endoplasmic reticulum. The record is from RefSeq and is a predicted model, not a curated record.